AUGAGUGGACUCGGGCCGCCGGGUGUUUGGGCCGCACAGAAGCGUCUGGAAUCUUGGGCUAGGGCCGCCAGAGAACGCACGUCGAGUGCCAGCAGCGGACAGAGUCAUAACUCCACCGACAGCUUUGGUGAUGACAAAUCCCAUGGAAGCCCUAGUGAAAUGCUGAUCCCGAAGGAGCAAUGUCGGAUCCAGCCGCUGAGCGCUGAGACGCGCGCCGCUGGCUCGCUGCCUCAUGCUCGGCUCGCCAGGACACCAUCCAUAUCUUCGCAAAGCAGCUUGGACAGUGGCACCUCGAGAGCUACCAGUCACCGAGGAUCGUCCCCAGCAAUACGUACAUUUGCUCCCGACGGCCGAACCCUCGAAGCUGGUGGUACAGGUGUGCCUCGAUCUCCUUCACCCCUCCGAGCGGCUUCCCUGGACGUCCGAGCGGCUCCCCUGGCGCAUGGGUCCCUGGCUUCCCUGGCCGACUCGCCGGCCUCUCCAAAUCCAAGACAUUUACCCCCACGAUGCCUGUCUCCUCUACUCAUGCCGCCAAGACGGAUAGACCGGAGCAAUUCUCUUGUAGAGAGUAGCAGUGGUUUAGGUCCCCUCAGCCCUGGUGCUGGGACCGCAAUUAGCGCUCUGGGGGCCCUGCAACCAGACCUGUACACGAAGCGUGAGGCCCCAUUGGUCAUCGAGCUGGAGGGCGCUGGGCCAUCGCUCGGAAGAAUCCACCUUCGCUUGAAAUACGACUUCGACAGAUCUGACUUGGAAGUGCAUCUUAUUGAAGCUCACGAUCUUGCUGGCUACGAGGCUGGAGGGUUCAACGACCCCUACGUGCGCGUGAGUCUGCUCCCCGAAGUGGAUACUCGUGUUCGCCAAACACCAGUCCAUAGAAACGAGGCAAACCCUUUCUUCGACCAGCACUUUAAGUUCCCUGUGUCUCAUGAUGAGCUCGGUGACAAGACUUUGCUGCUGCAGGUGUUUGAUUAUGACAGGUUCUCGCGCAACGAGGUUAUGGGCUCAGCAAAAGUCCCUCUUUCCCGUGUGGAAGUUGCCGGUGGUGCAGAAGUGUGGGCUGAACUGUCGCGCGAACGACGUCCGCCAGAGGAACUGCAAGAACUAUUGCUCUCUUUGUCUUACUUGCCCUCAGCAGAGCGACUGACCGUAGUGGUUUUGAAGGCCAGGAAUUUGCUGCCUCCUCAAGAAGGAAAGGAUGCUUUAGAUGUGUAUGUGAAAGUGUACUUGCUGGUGAACGGGAAACGCGUGAAGAAGAAGAAGACCAACAGAAAAGAAAUCAACAACCCAGUGUGGAAUGAAGCUUUGUCCUUCAGCCUGCCUUCUUCUAACCUGCAGGAGGCUUCCAUUGAGGUGUGCGUGGUCACCGGCGGUGGCAGCAAUCUGGUGGUAGGGUGGUGCUGCGUGGGCGCGGCCGAGCCGGCCGCCGAGGGGCGCCACUGGGCGCAGAUGGCGCACGAAACGCGCAAAGCCGUCGCCAUGUGGCACACGCUGAGAUAG
This is a messenger RNA of Hyposmocoma kahamanoa, 1497 nucleotides long. Its product is annotated as synaptotagmin-5-like. The record is from RefSeq and is a predicted model, not a curated record. Gene Ontology annotation, biological process: cellular response to calcium ion; calcium-ion regulated exocytosis; regulation of dopamine secretion. NCBI's taxonomy places the organism in Eukaryota, Metazoa, Arthropoda, Insecta, Lepidoptera, Cosmopterigidae. Gene Ontology annotation, cellular component: membrane. The transcript is spliced from 8 exons. Bases 1 to 1497 code for a protein of 498 amino acids. Gene Ontology annotation, molecular function: phosphatidylserine binding; syntaxin binding; calcium-dependent phospholipid binding.